Molecule: messenger RNA, 1054 nt
Organism: Suillus fuscotomentosus
Lineage: Eukaryota; Fungi; Basidiomycota; Agaricomycetes; Boletales; Suillaceae
Exons: 2
Coding region: 211-903 (230 amino acids)
Source: RefSeq, a predicted model, not a curated record
GGUUAGUAGUGAUAAAGUUAAGUGACGCUCAACCAAAAUAUACGUGGUUGGACAAGCCCGGGCAUCAGCUCGGGCAAGAAAUUCGAUUAUCUGUGGUCUGACACGUGGCCUGCUGCGCAUACGGUACAAAUAGUACGUCCAAGCUGUUUCCAUUCCACCCUUUCACAUCGAACACGCGGAUCAUGUCUCCUAUUAAUCCCAACGUUGUUCAUGAAUGUCAGCGCUCUCCAUGCGCUAACAGCGAGGCGGCUGACCUCUCUUGUUAAAUCGUCUUUGACGGUUUUGCCAUGUCUCAAAACGUAUAAUACCUCUCCGUUCAAAGUUCUGUCAUUGUCUUGCGAUAACAACCAACCCCUUUCGGGCUCGACUGCGCCCCAGCAUGCCAAGACCGGUUCAGUCCCCGAGGUCGUCGUGUACAACAACCCCCAACUACGUUACCCCACCCGAUGCUGUAAGUCUUUCCGUGACUCAUCUAGCACAGGCCUAUGCAGCCGAAGUCAAAGCCAACGGGGUACAAGUAUAAUUAUCACCUCAUCCUCGCACACCCGUCGGUUACACAUCAUAUCCACCCUGUUCGCACGCAAUUCGCCCGCGCGCAUCUUUACAGGUCUACAGGAAGCCCUCCUAGUAUGUCACUUCGAUGACUUUGGAAGUUUUAUCAUCGUGGUAUCUUGUUCAUUCUGGCGCAGGCCAAGCCGAAAUCAACCCAACGGGUCUGCGAUUCUUGUCGGCCGAGCAUCAUAUCCGUAUGAAGGGAACAAUCCGGUUUUUUUUCUGCUUCUCCCCUUCUACUCAUGCAUUCAGCCGGCGUUUAAAUGUUUUGAAAUAUCUUUUUGUGCUCAGAUUUCAUUAUCACUUUCGAAGCACAGUAUCUACCUCGCCGAUCCACGUGACCUCUCGUAAUUCCACUGCACGUUACCAAUUGACGUUACUCGGAUACUCAAUGCCGAUCCACGUAUGCCCCCCUACUAGGGACUGGGUUCCCUUGCUUACCUACUCACUCCGCCUCCAUAUCUACCUGUGCCGAAUCGCCACUCUACUCCCCCGCCGCCUC